This is a messenger RNA of Mytilus californianus (California mussel), 1700 nucleotides long. RefSeq lists its product as uncharacterized. The transcript has 4 exons. The record is from RefSeq and is a predicted model, not a curated record. Bases 104 to 874 code for a protein of 256 amino acids. NCBI's taxonomy places the organism in Eukaryota, Metazoa, Mollusca, Bivalvia, Mytilida, Mytilidae.
ACCAAUUCAUCAAAUAUUUGUAUUUAAACCUUUAAGAUCAUAUCUAAUAGCAUAGAUUUGGACAGAGUUGUACUCAACACAGAACACAAGCAAGGACAUUAAUAUGUUGCUGCAAAUAACAGUAAUGAUCGCAUUAACUGCAUCUGUUCUGGGACACGGAAGACUCGUUUCUCCUCCCGGAAGAUCUACGAUGUGGCGUUAUGGAUACAGAACACCUAAAAAUUACAACGAUAACCAAUUAUAUUGUGGUGGCUUCAGUCAACAAUGGAAUAUGAAUGGUGGUAAAUGUGGAGUGUGUGGAGACCCUUGGAAUGAAGCUCGUGAAAACGAGGCUGGAGGGAAAUAUGCAAACGGUAUUGUUACGGGACACUAUAAAUCAGGACAGACAAUUGAGGUUAAAGUCCAAGUCACUGCAACUCAUCUUGGAUACUUUGAGUUCCGUCUCUGUCCAGUAAAAAAUCAACGUCAACCAGCCACACACGCAUGUCUGGAUAGAUAUCUUCUCCAACAACCUAACGGUCGAACAAAGUUUAAUGAACCAGGCGCUGUUGGUACAUAUACAGUUCGUUUGGUACUUCCUCGGGGGUUGUCAUGUAAACAGUGCGUUUUACAAUGGAAAUGGAAUACAGGGAACUCAUAUCGUUGUGAUAACAACCAUAAUUGUUGUACUGGCUGUGGACCACAAGAACAAUUUUAUGGCUGUGCAGAUAUAGAAAUUUCUGGGAACAUUUCAGGGCAAAAUGUGGGUACAUGCCAGGCAACCCCAAUGUUCAAAAGUAUGUAUCCGUAUGCCGACGACUACUGUGUUUCCGAAUGCAACAAGAAUAAGUGUCCACCAAGUGCAUAUUGCACUGAUGCUUGUAGAAAUCAUUGAUUUGUUAUGGACAAAACUUUUUAUACUCUGACUUUUUCACUGUUGUAUUCAAUGAUUUAUUUUUGUUUUUGUUUUUAUAUUAUUUUUGUUAUCACAUGUUUUUACUGUUUUGCAUAAUUUCUAUGUUCAUUUUUAUAAUGAACAAAGCUCUUUCGAAGUAAUAAGUUAAUCUUUUUGUUAUACAGUAAAAAUUAGGAUGUGAUAUGAUGGCCAAUGGACCAAUGCGACUAAAGACCGAGGUACAUUGAUGUAAACAACUAAAGGUUACCAUGCGGCAUUCAACAAUGAGAAAACCCCAAACUGCAUGGUACGGAAAAAAAUAAUCAAAAACUACAAAGUUAGAAAUAAAAAAAGAACGUGUUACAUACUGUUAUGUAGUCAUUGCAUGGUUCACUCCCAUUAAAAAAAAUAGUUCGUAGGAAAAUAAACAUAACAACUGAAACACAUGAAACACAGGAAGUACUCAGACAAGCGUUUUGAAAAAUGAUGUCUAGAUGUAUGACAAACGGGACGGCGUUCAUUUUCCUGAUAUUAUGUCAAUUUUCCUGAAUUGUGCAAAUGUGAUAUGCUUUUUCCCUCUUUGCAUUACCAUUUGAGAGUCAAUGGACGAAAACUUGUAUGUCUUUCAUCGAGGAUUUUAAUAUCAAAACUUUUACUUACCGUCAAAUUCUUACUUUCCCCCUAAUAAAGGGUCUAAUCAUGGAAGAAUGAUUAGUACAUCGCAAUAAAUUAUGUAAAUUGAGGCAUUUUUCCUUAUGAUAUUUUUUGUUUUGUUUUGUUUUGUUUUUUUUUUUUUUUUUGCUAAAUAAACUUAUUGACAAAUGUU